AUGGAUCUGUGGCGGGGUUACGGCUACUAUCCACCGUCACUGGCUGUUGCGUCGUCCGCCGGCUCACUGCCACCACCACCUCCAUCAGCAGCACAUUUCGCUCCGACAUUCGUUACUUCGUCACCUUUCUGUUCACCACUUACCACCUCAGCCUUCCCUAUCGAUAAUGGCCAUACUGGUGUUAAUCAACUCGGUGGUGUGUUCGUCAACGGUCGACCGCUUCCCGAUCAUAUCCGGGGACGAAUCGUCGAAAUGGCACAUCAGGGCGUUCGACCGUGCGAUAUUUCCAGGCAGUUGAGGUUGGACGAUCAAUAUUUUGCCAGAUUCCCAUGA
Cooperia oncophora is the source of this 333-nucleotide messenger RNA. The record is from the annotation of a GenBank genome assembly. Lineage: Eukaryota; Metazoa; Nematoda; Chromadorea; Rhabditida; Trichostrongylidae.